AUCACGCAGGCGUAUUGGAUACAUGUUGUUAUUUACCAAGACCGGUACUGUUUGAUUUUGGUUUAAUUCAUUUUUUCUUCUUUUAUCAAUUAAAGGUUUCGUGAUCAAUCAAGUACUAGUGAAAUUUAUUGUUACCCUUGAGGAGACUUUCUUUUUUAAUCAUGAAGAAGCUUUUUCUUCUGAUUGUUUUUAUAUUCUCUUCUGUUCUGGAAAUCGCAAUCUCAACACCGACUGUGGCAUUGAAAUUGAAUGAUGAGUGCUACCGUGACAGAGACUGCGAAGCAAGCAUUGAAAAUAGCCGGUGUCACUUGGGAUACUGCCGAUGUUUACCCUUCUUCGCAGCAUAUAAUGAAACCCGUUGUGUCGAGUCAACUCUCCUUGGAAAUGACUGUCUGGUGCCGGAGCAAUGUUUCAUGAAAGUAGCUAAUAGCAGCUGCUUAGCUGGAGUUUGCCGAUGCGAAGAAGGAUAUCUUCAAUUCCGUAGGCAUACCUGCUUGACACCUGCAAGACCAGGUCAAGUUUGUUACAGUCAUGCGCAUUGUCGUCUUUGGGACAGCGAUACUCACUGUGACUUCUUGAUUCCUGAUUUAUUUGGUCGCUGCCAGUGCACUGCACCCAUGAAAAGAGAUGGAGAAAUUUGUCGACCUAAUUCCCUAGUGAUUCCCACACUUUCUCCAAAUCUACCGAUUAUUUCAAAUGUUUAUCACGACAAGGUAAACGAUGGAAUGCAAGCUGGGAACCUUUCUGAUAAUAGAUCACCCCAGGAUGAUAAUAUCACUGAUACCGGGGUACAAAUUUCUUGGCUUAAAAAUGCUUCGAGAUUAUUGACUACUCCAGUAACAACUCCAAGAUUCCCAGUUAAUCUGGUCACGCGACCAAUGUAUCGAACUCCAAAACCACAUCACGAAGAAACCAAUGAACUUCCAGAUGACAAUGAUGCCGUGAUAAUCGAUGCUGAUCUCAGUACUGAAAUUAUUCAGGCAACAACUACGUCUGCACCAACUAAAACCGAUCGGCACGAAACAAUAACUUUUUCUGCAGUUAGCUUAGGAUUAACGUGCACCAAUGAUCUUGAAUGUCGAAUGGCCGAUGCUAAUUCAAGAUGCAUUGGCGGUGUUUGUGACUGUGCGAUUCGUGGAAAUGGAAGUUAUCCAUGCGGAGCACGGAGAACAGGAUGUCCAGGGGGUACAUUUCAAUGUCGAGCUUCUGGAACAUGCAUCAGUUGGUUCUUUGUUUGCGACGGAAGACCUGACUGUGGAGAUGGUUCUGACGAGGAGUGUGCCAGUGAUAGAUGCCCUAAACAAUCUUUCCGAUGCAAAAAGAGUGGAAUAUGCAUUUCGAGAGCUGGACAAUGUGAUGGAAGAAAUGAUUGCCCCAAUGGGGAAGAUGAAGAAGGCUGCAAAAGUCGACGAAGAUGUCCUGAAGGAACUUUUCGAUGUAACAACGGCCAGUGUUUACCAGCUUACGAAUUUUGUAAUGCAGUAGUCUCAUGCCGAGACGGGAGUGAUGAACCACGAGGAGCUUGCCGGAGUCACAAUCGAGGUCGUAUAUCUGCGAGAAAUUGCCCUUUCCGGUGUGCAAAUGGACAAUGCCGCUCAGACGCUAUCACCUGUAGUGGUCGUGACGGAUGUGGAGAUGGGUCUGAUGAAACUAAUUGCUCAGUUUGCAGAUGUCCUGCAAUUGCAUAGUAAUCAAGACUACAAUAUAAACUACAACAUAAACGAAGAAAAAAAUAACGCAUUUUUUCGACGAUUUAUUUGGUACGUGAGUAUAGCAGUUGCACGUAUGACCAAAGAUUAAAAUGAUUCAUGCAAUAAACACAUUCAAUUCUGAAUGUUGAAUCAUUAUCAAAAAAUAUUAGAUUUAUAUACUUUUUAUACAGCUCGUAUAUUGGAUUCAGAAAAUAUUUACUAAUCUUGUAAAUUAAUUAUCCAUAAAAUUGUAAAUGGAUAUCAAUGCAUUAUUAUUACCAUACAAGAAUAUUUUUAACCAAUAAAACUAGAAAAGUUCAAUAGGACAUUAUUCUUCUAUUUUUAUACGUAAUAUC
This is a messenger RNA of Chelonus insularis, 2047 nucleotides long. RefSeq names its product Ecdysone-inducible gene E1 (gene ImpE1). The record is from RefSeq and is a predicted model, not a curated record. Bases 162 to 1688 code for a protein of 508 amino acids. Gene Ontology annotation, molecular function: protein binding. Lineage: Eukaryota; Metazoa; Arthropoda; Insecta; Hymenoptera; Braconidae. The transcript is spliced from 8 exons.